AUAUUUCAACACUUUUGUUGGGGAAAUCCACGGAGCUAUAUCUAACGUAGUKUGUSUGGUUAAUUGUUAGAUUUAAGGUCCCUUCGAAUUGUGAACAAUUUYCAUCGAUAACUAUUGUUCAACGCCGUAAAUAAAAUCUGCUUUCCCUUCGUACGCAUGAGUGACUGGCAUGGUUUAGUCUGAUGAAAGUUGGCUUUUAGAAAACAAAUUAAUGCAUGAUUGAAUUGUUUAACCACCAAAUCGUAGAGGUGCUCUCAGAGUCGCAGAAAAUGGAAGCUGAUCCAUUAUAAGUAAUGUAUAUUUACAUCCACAAGUUUUUCAUCUGUGUCUUGUUUUGAUUGGUCGAGAGGCGAUGUGACCGAAUUUUGAACAGACCUCGAGGUUCGAACUAGCCAAAGCGUCUUCUUUAUUUUUCAAUAGUGUUUAUGUUGAAGACGCCAUGGAGGCUGAACCUGAAMCAGAGCCUGUGAUGGAUGACAUAGUUCCUGAACAAGAAAUGAAGGCAAUUGAGAAUAGUUCAAAAGAUGAGAGAACUGUACAAAAUGAUGAAAAAAUUACUCAACAAUCAACAGUUGAAUCCAUCGAUAAUUUGAGCAUGGAGAAUGUGCAAGAUAAUCAUGUUGUACAGGUUCCUUCUCCAGCUCCUYUACCCUUACCACCACCACCACCACUUCCAACCAUAUCAUUACCUCCUCAAUCAGCAACACCACCCCCACUUCCACCACUACUACCGCCGGCACAUCCUGAUCUACUGAUUCUGGAUGAUGACACAAUGCACACUGAUAUUAUUGGUGAUCAAAAAGAAGAAAAUGCCAUUGARGAGAUGCUUCAAGAUAAUAUGGAAGUUGAUAAAACACAAGAUAAUGACGAUGGUCUAUCAGCUAUGGAUGACCUUGAUAAUGAUAUCCCAGACAAUUUGUACUCGAUUGAUGACUUGGUUGAUGCACAGAMUGAUGAAAUGAAAGAUGGUGCUGAUGUUGAUGGAGAACACAAACUGAUACGAGCAAGGCCUGUUAAUACAACAGAGUUGGGGUGUUGUGAAUAUUGUGGUGGUCCUGUGAAAAAACGAAGAAUUUCUUCACCAUUGAAAAAAUUCUGUUCCAAAGCAUGUGCUAGAAAYUUUAGAAAAGCAAAGAGAGAGGAUGAAAGUGAUGYACAAUCAGAAGAUGUUGUUUCAGGAGGAUCAUCAGGAGCAACUAUUAAUGAGGGUGACCACAAAAUGACAUGGGAUGAUUACCUACAAGCAGCAUCAAACAAAGCAGCUCCUGAAACUUGCUUUAAACAUAUAACCACAGAUGUUCCUGGUCUGAAACCUGGAAUGAAGCUUGAAGCAGUAGACAGAAACAAUCCACCAUCAUACUGCGUUGCUACUGUUAUCAAAUGUGUUGGACAUCGAGUGUGCAUCAGGUAUGAUGGGUAUGGCAGUGACAGCACCAAUGACAUGUGGUGUAAUUACCAGGCAGAAGAACUCCAUCCAAUUGGCUGGUGUGCACAAAAUGGCUACCCGUUGCAACCUCCAAAAGGUGUAAACAGCAGUUUGGAAGCAUGGAGGACUUUUCUAACCCAAACACUCACUGGUGCCUUGGCAGCUCCUCAGGAUCUCUUCAAAAAGUCCCAGGAGCAUUUCCAACCAAGAGUACAUGGUUUUGAGGUUGGAAUGAAGCUGGAAGCUAUCCAUCCACUUCGUCCAUCUAUAAUCUGUCCAGCUACUGUUACCAAGAGCCUUGGGCCCUAUUACUUUGCUGUUACCCCUGACUACCAACAUGAUCUUCCCCCAACAACAUUCUGUUGCCAUAGUGACUCACCUGGGAUUUUCCCAAUUGGCUGGUGCUAUCGCAAUGGAAUUGAACUCACAUACCCAGCUAAUUACUCUAAGAAGACAUUCUCCUGGCCGAAGUAUUUAUCUAUCUGUAGAGCCACAGCAGCGCCAUCACAACUGUUCAAGAAGGUGAAAGCACACAAGUUCAGAGUUGGCAUGAAAGUAGAGGCUGUAGAUUUAGAGCAGCCAGCAGUAAUAUGUGUGGCUACAAUAACCAAUGUCAUCGGAAGGCUAUUGUUUCUUUUCUUUGAUGGCCAAUCAAGAUUCCAAUUCGUUGAUGUUGAAUCGCCGGACAUUUACACUAUUGGUUGGUGUAAAAGAACUGGACACCCUUUGGUAACACCAUUUGGAGUCAUGCCAUCAAAUUAUGACUCAAAAACAAAGGUUGCCGAAACUGAAAUCCUUUAUCUACCAUCAUUUGACGAAGUGAUGGGCAGACAGGCUCCGACAAUGCCUAGUUCAGCUCUUACAAUUCUCCCAAGAAAGCCAAGUACCAGAAAUGAACCAGACAAGGAAAAGGAAAAAGAGAAAGAGAAGGAUGACCAAAAGGGAGGAAUGGAGUCCGAGGAAAAGUCUGGCGAUAGUGAUAUUAGCGAAGAUGAUUGCCUAGCCUCGGAACGUUUUUAUCACAACAAAAAUCAGAUAUUCUUCAAUAAAGGUUGUUGCAUUGGUCCCUUACUAAACCCAGAACAAGUUAAACUCUUGCCAGAUGCAACACCGCCCGGCAAAGUGAGCACUGUAAUACGAACAGGCCUUGAAAUGGUAGCCCAAGCCGCCUUGGAUCCAGAGAAAGUGAUUGAUUUGAUGCAAGAAGGAUGCGGUGUUCGCGUCACAAUAAAGCACCAAGGAAAACUAUUAAAAAAGGCGAUAUCCAGAGUCGACUCAAGGCCUAAAUUAGAAAGAUACCUAAAGCGUUUUUGCAGAAGGCUGAUCUGUUGUGAAUAUUUCUUAAGUCUAAAACCAGUUGGCCAGCCAUGCCCGGACCAGUGUAAAUCAGACGAUCAAGGAAAUUUGCAAGGGCCUAAAGGACUCAAAGCAAAGCGUUCCCGAGAGUAUUUCGAAGUUAAACAUCUUGGUUUUGAGAAGAAGAAACGUGGCCGUAGAAGACGUAAAACAGAGAUUCUUGGAAUUGGCCCUUCGCAACAAGGAGCGGUUAUGAAGACGGCGUCUUCAGAAAAUGGCACUCCAGUACCUGCCACGUCUGUCCUUCCAUCCACUGUCAGAAAUAGACAGCUCGCCCCGGCAUAUCAUAUUCAACCCAAUGGAAGUACGGUAAAUAGACCUGCUGUUGCAACCGCAGCACUUCCAGGUGUCCAAGCCCCUGUAGUCCGCUAUCAAGGCCCUGGUAACGUAGCUGUAGUUAGGCCAAACACCAAUCUACAACUUCCUGUUCGUUCACAUGGCAAUCCUGCCAUUGCUCCAGCACAGACUCCUCAAUUAGUGAUUGGCUCACUCCACGCAAACGCACCAAUAGCAAAGCAGGAUGGAUUACUAGCAAACGGACGCACGCUAAUCAUGACAUCAUCUGGUACAACAAAACCACGGAUAGUGACAAAUGUCUCCAGCCAGCGAUUUGCUACAAGCUCCAGCGGAGGUGGGACUACCAUAACAUUUGGUCGAGCCCCACCCAACGUAACCGUCUGCUCAUCGCUCACACCACCUCCACUGACAAGAAUUUCAGAUACGGUGGAGAGCAUUAGCGCCGAGUUAGGAAGUGGUAAUGCAGCAAUUGCACCGAGUCCAAAGUCUAUCGUUGGAAAUUUUAAUCUGGCGCCUUCUUCCCACUUGAAUUCUUCCCGUGGGCCUCCUAAUGUGGUGGUCUCGUCUGUCUCUCAGGCAAUGGCGAUGUCAGGGGGAAUAGCUCAAGUUUCCGAGUCGACAUCAAGUCAGUACACCUCUGGUGGUAAUACAGUCGGAGGCGUCGUUCGCGCUCCAAUCGUUAUCCCACCGCAAGUCAAACAGGAAACCCCUCCACCUCCCCCUUUAGUCCACGCCUCGAAAGUGUCUAGUGGUGUCCGAAUGGUUGGACCAGGUACUGUGGUGGCAUCCACCAAAGUAAGCCUUGCACCGUCAUCCUUUAGUCAAGUCCGGAGCUUUUCGCAGAGAUCGUUCAAUAGCCCAAAUGGACAACCCAUGUACAAACUUGCAAGUAAUACUUUAAACUCACAAARUCCCCCUAAACGGACUGUUUUCAUUCGCCCUGGAAAUGUUAAGAGUGAUAACUCGAUUAGCACUAGUCAUAAACAUAUCAUGUCAAGCUAUGCAAGUCUUUCUCCACGCAUCUCACCAAAGCCGCCUUCAAUGAAUCAGGGGGGUGCAGGAAAUGAAUCUUCCAAAGUUACAAUCACAAGACAUUCAACACCAAUGUUCCAGACGCUUGGCCAAAAGACUAGGCCCAUAAUUCCCGCCAAAAGACAAGCCAUCCAGACCAUCCACCAUAACCCCUCUUCCUCUCAAGAAACAACCUCGUUUCCUUCGCACACUGUGUCGACUGCUGUCAAACCGUCACAAACCGUACAAAGUGGAACGCUGGAGAAAGUCAGAGCUGGUAUAAAAUCCAAAUCAAUACACUUGGAACACAAAGUGAAUAAUAAAGAUACACACCUAAUUAAACAGGAAAAGAAYAAAGAUUCGCAUUACGCUGGUAUGGACCAUGAGAAACCCGAUGAAGACGAACACUUCGAAAAGAUGAUCGGGGAAGCACCAAAAACGAAAAGAAACUUAUGGUGGCUUAAUAAGAAGAGAAGAAGAAAGCGUUCUCGUCUUACGUACAUGAAGCCGUCAAAGUGUCGCAAGAAUGAGGAUGGAAAUGAAGCAGUGAGCGAUGAAUUUUACCUGUCAGAAGAUGACAUGGAAGACCCUGCAUUGCUUGAAGAGUAUUUAGAUUACCCUGACAGACCUAAACGAGGGAGGAUCAAYGAACUGAAUGAUUUUGUUAUGAGACUUGAGGACGAGGAGGUUUUAGGCAUGGCCGACGAACAKGAUCCUGACUGGGAUGAAAGCAUGGAAGGCAAAAAAGUGAAGCCGCAAGUGAAACCAAAACGCAAAGGAUUUGGACGGCCGCGUAAAGAUGGGGGAUCCGAAUUGUCGUCUCCAACUCUUUCCAACCCACCUUCUCCUUUACUGCCCUCACCAUCGAAUACACAGAACAGUUCGUACGCCCGUCGAACUAAUAUCAAACAGCUACUACCGACAGACUCGAAAUCGCACGUUAUAAAGCUGGAACCGGCCCCACCCCGUCGACCUUUGAGCGUUUCGAUUGACAACGAUGAAGGCGUGUCUUUCAAAGGAAAACAUGCUCAGUCUAAUUCUUACUCUACUGAAGAUGGAUAUUCUUCACGACAGCCAUUCAAAUCAACGUCGUCCCACGCGUCGCCAAUCAGCCCGAAGUCUCCUUCAUUAAAACGAAGACGUCUGGUGGACGUUGGAGUGAACACUUCAUUGCCAGGGUGUGUGAAUGGCCGAUCACCUGACCUGCCAAGCAAUCCUUUGUCGUGGUCUGUUGAUCAGGUCAUUCGGUAUGUUCGUUCCACCGACUGUGGCCAUUAUGCGGUUAUUUUCAAGGAGGAGGAAAUCGACGGUCAGGCACUCCUUAUGUUGUCACGUGAUGCCCUGAUGCAGUUCACACCGAUGAAACUUGGCCCCACCCUGAAAAUGUGCAGCUAUAUAUCACAGUUAAGACUCAGAGCCAAAUAGGACGAUAAGCCAAAUUUUCACGAGAAACGCGACUACAUACAUAGAAUUUCAUUGGAACUAUGACUAAUGAGACGGACUAUCUUUGUGUCUGGAAUAGAUCAAACAUCUAGUCUAAGACUUUGCGCAAAUAUCGUUUUUUUGUCAUUAAUCCUAAACUUCGGAAUUCAUGAAACACGACUCCUAUUGAACUCCUAGUUUCUGUAAGUUGUCUUUAUACAAACGUUACCAUAAAUUGGUAUGAGAAAUAAGUGUAUGAUUGCUAAUUUGUUAAAUAAACAGCUUUUGUUAGAAGAUAAUAAAUCAAUCUUUAUAACAAAGUAUUGUGGUUGUYCAUGAUUCAAUAAAAAGGUUGUUGGUGUCA
This is a messenger RNA of Exaiptasia diaphana, 5876 nucleotides long. RefSeq lists its product as uncharacterized. Gene Ontology annotation, cellular component: nucleus. The coding region runs from base 440 to 5515 and encodes 1691 amino acids. Gene Ontology annotation, biological process: regulation of DNA-templated transcription. The transcript has 23 exons. NCBI's taxonomy places the organism in Eukaryota, Metazoa, Cnidaria, Anthozoa, Actiniaria, Aiptasiidae. Gene Ontology annotation, molecular function: protein binding. The record is from RefSeq and is a predicted model, not a curated record.